This is a messenger RNA of Caenorhabditis elegans, 1731 nucleotides long. RefSeq names its product Peptidase_M13 domain-containing protein (gene Y19D10B.6). Gene Ontology annotation, molecular function: metalloendopeptidase activity; metallopeptidase activity. The transcript is spliced from 9 exons. NCBI's taxonomy places the organism in Eukaryota, Metazoa, Nematoda, Chromadorea, Rhabditida, Rhabditidae. The record is from RefSeq and is marked reviewed. Gene Ontology annotation, biological process: proteolysis. Bases 50 to 1528 code for a protein of 492 amino acids.
ACAAAUGAACACAUGCUUUUUCUCAUUUUACUCCUAAUUCUAACCAAGCAUGAACUUCUUGUUGAUACUGACCCUAAUUUCUAUUAUAGUGCGGAGUAGACAAGAGAAUGCUAGUAUGGAUCCUUGCAACGACUUCUAUGAUUAUGUGUGCACAAAUGACACCAGAAGUAUCACUAAGCUUAACUUCGCAAGUUUAUUCGAUGAUCGAGAGAUAUUGAAACCGAACAUCUCAUUUCCGAAUAACGGGACCUACAUCGCAUUAGAUCAGAUUCUUGAGCCGGAUCGCUUGAUGAAAUGGUAUAUGACGGUUAAAUCACUGGAUACGGCCACCGUGGAUUUAGAAUAUUUUUUCGAGACGCAUUACGAAUAUAUUAGCAAAAAGAACGAUUCGGAGAAAUUCAGUUUUGCGGUGGAGACCCUGGAAAACGUUAAUCUAACGUUGACAAAUAUUUUCUACAAUUCUCUCUACGCCAAUAUCAAGGUCCUCAACCAGCUUAAUCUUCCAGCCGCCGAAGAAAAUAAAUUUCUUCAUCAUAUUUCCAAUCUAUUGAAAAAUAAUACUAUCGAGGAGAUUUGGAGCAGUUCUUUAUCAAAUAAAAGUAAAAAGGUACUUGAUGAAGAACUGAACAACUCAAAAGUAUUUUUCGGACUUUUGGAUUAUAAUAAUGUCACAAUGCUAGAGGAAACUAAACUCGUUUACGAGACGGAAUAUUAUCGACUCAAAAGUUUAUUGUCGUCAGAUGAUCUUGACACCGAAAUCGCGGAGAAAAUCCUCCGUUUAGGAGCCAUUGAUACCGCGACAAAGUACUUGGCGAAACGAAUUCCGGGCUAUGAACCAGAGUUUUUGUUCUCCGCUUUUGCGUCGAAUAUGGAAAAUGAAGCGUUUAAGCACAACUCAGCUAUUUAUGCUGGAAUUGUCACCCGAAGUGAUUUACAACAACCUAUGUUAGCGAUAGCCGACACCGUUUCCGUGCUUGCCCAUGAGCUUAUGCACUUUGUCUAUCCAAGCGGAACAGAGUUACUGACUCCUAAUGUUACAAAAGCAGCAAAAAAGUGUACACAAGAUGAAGUGAAGAGGAUGGGUGACUCUGAUGUCGUGAAGCCAAUAGAUGGAUGGUUUAGUAAAAAAGUCACUCAUGAGGAUCUUGCAAAUAUAAUGGGAUUAAGGAUGGUUAUGAAGAUGGUGGCAAGGAAAUCGGCAAGUGAAGAGCAGCUGAAAAAUGCGCUUGAAACACUUUUGAGUGGAUUAUGCAUCCAAGGCAAACCAAAAAACUCAAUUUUACCACACCAUCAUCCAUUUGAAAUAUCCAUCAACACCGCAGUUCGCCAGUAUCCAUUGUUCAGCUCACUCUAUGGAUGUCGCCUUGGUGAUCGAAUGUUUGCUGAAGCGGAACAAUUUUGCAAACCACUUGGAGGCGAAGUGAAUUUGGAGGACUAUAAAAUCAAGAAUGAUACUGAAGAUAUUGGUGGAUUCUUUACUUACAUUAUGGAUACCGCAAAUGCAUUUAAUUUUUCCUUUAGAAAUUGAGUUUUUUGAGACCAUCAUUCAACAUUUACAUGCAAAAUACACGAUAUUUAAACUAUCUAUAAUAACUUGAUGUUUUCCCAGCGUUUCAUUGGUUUUCGUAUGUUUUUUUAAAACGCAUUUUUCAUCAAUUGUAUGCUUUCAGUUUAUAUGUUUUUUUUUAAAGUACACUUUUAAACUAAUAAAAAACUCUGUAUUGAUUCAAA